Bacillus rossius redtenbacheri is the source of this 5618-nucleotide messenger RNA. RefSeq names its product ribokinase-like. Gene Ontology annotation, molecular function: ribokinase activity. The transcript is spliced from 7 exons. The record is from RefSeq and is a predicted model, not a curated record. Bases 144 to 1073 code for a protein of 309 amino acids. Gene Ontology annotation, biological process: D-ribose metabolic process. NCBI's taxonomy places the organism in Eukaryota, Metazoa, Arthropoda, Insecta, Phasmatodea, Bacillidae.
AGUUUUGUCCCGAACGAUAUCGGUAUCUUAGGUUGUGUAGUUUACAGAUUUCCUCUAGUUGCUGCAAGGCAACGUAGGACAAGACGAGUUGUGAAUUGUGAAGUGGGUGCUUGUGGCGGUUAGAAUCAUUUGUAACGAAUGAAAUGAAUUCUAAAGUAGUGGUGAUUGGUUCCUGUAACAUGGAUCUAUCAAUGUACGCCCCACGACUCCCCAAGCCGGGCGAGACCAUUCAUGGCAACAAGUUUGUGCUGGGGUUCGGAGGGAAAGGAGCGAACCAGUGCGUGGCGGCGGCCAAGCUCGGAGCGGCAACCUGCAUGCUGUCUAAGUUAGGCAAUGAUUCCUUUGGGAAGGACUUUCUUGCGAAGCUGCAAGAAGCUGGUGUGAACACGGAUCACGUAAGCUUCUCGAACACAAGUCAUACAGGAAUGGCACAGAUAACCGUAUCUGAUGAUGGGGAGAACCAGAUCGUGAUUGCGGCCGGGGCUAACGAGGAGCUGAGCCCCUCGGACGUGGACGCGGCCCGGGGGGUGGUGCAGGCCGCCGCGGUGGUGGUGUGUCAGCUGGAGACCCCCGUCGAGACCACCGUGCACGCGCUGCGGCUCAGGCAGCACUGCAAGGGAGUGACCAUAGUGAACGCAGCCCCCGCGCUGGCGAACCCAGAUCCUCGACUUCUGAGCCUGUGUGACAUCUUCUGCGUGAAUGAGGCCGAGGCGGGCGUGAUGGUGGGGGGGGAGGUGACGGCGGAGAACGCGCACUCGGCAGUGCUGCGGCUGCUGGACGGAGGCUGUGGCACGGCCGUCAUCACGCUGGGAGCGCGGGGAGCCGUGCUGGCGUCCCGCGCCGACCGCAGGGUGGUUCACGUGUCGGCGCCCCGGGUCACCGCCGUGGACACCACCGGAGCUGGAGACAUGUUCGUCGGCGCGCUGGCGUACUACCUGGCGUACCACCCGGGCCUCUCGCUGGAGGAGACCACGAGGCGGGCGUGCGAGUUGGCAGCCCUGUCCGUGCUCCGGCCCGGGACGCAGUCCAGCUUCCCCGCCCGACGCGACCUCAGCGACCGCCUCUUCUCGUGACGUCACUUGGUCCGCGUGUACUUGACUGGGUCACGGUGGUGUAGUGGUUAGUUCCCUGGGCUCCCGGCGGGGUCGGGUCGUAGAGAAUGUAAUUGGUGAGUGGGCCACUUUCAGGCACUCACCUCGUCUGGGGCUGCGGGGUGUAGAUUCUGACUUAGUUCCGCUUGUGUUUGUUAUUCAUACACAGCAGUGCCCAGUGCCUUUCAGACACACCCUUUUCAUUGGGAAGUAUGUAUUAUCAUCAUUGUAAAGCCAAGUAUUUUAAAACUUGUAUUGACUUUUUAUGUUUACCAAGUAUAUCACAGGGUAGUUUCACUAUCAUAAAGUUGCAUUGGGCACACCAAUACAUUGGUUAUGGCCCCUAAUGUUUACCAAAGUGACUGUAUACAGGUUUAUGUACACAUGUCCGUUCAUAGACUUCCAUUCCAUUUUCACGAAAUUGCUCUUACUAAAUGCUGUAUACAGAGAGAUAAGCUGUUUACACAUCAAAAACGUAAAUUAUUGUUACGGACUCCAGUUAAAAUGAGCAGGAAUUGAGUUUAUCAUUGCUUAGCUAAAAUAUAGUUUAGCUGGCAGCUGUUAUCAAAAAAACAUGUGAAUAACUAGGGUUUAAAUAUGAACAUAUGAGCUCAUUUAAUCACCAAUUUGUUAUAAAAAAUUUUUUUUUAAAAACUUGAAACGGAUUGCAUUGGAUUUCGCCGUAUUUUGCUGUUUACAAAAAAUUUCUGGAUAAAUAUGUAGAAUAUCAUGUUCUAGAAAAUAAGGCGAAAAUUAACUGAAAUGAAAGGUUGGUGUUUGGUGAACUGCUCAGAAUGAUGCAUUAUUUAAAAAUUACUACAUCUCACAAUGUGUAAAUUAUAAUUAUACUAUAGUAUACAAAUACAGUGAAACCUCUAUUUAACAAAUCUCAAGGGACCAAAAUUUGUUGUGUUUGUUGUAAAGGGGUUUGUUAAAUGGAGGUUUCGCACAAUGUAUUUCUAGUCAUCAUAAAGCUUCACAUAAAUGGCUAGAACUGUCUUUCUGAAUGUUUAAUACGAUAUGAGGAAUUAAACAUGAAAAAGUACAUAGAAUACACUUGUUUAAUGGCCAACCAUUUGAUGCUUGGAAAUUAUCAAUUCCCAUCCCCAGUGCUUCCUGGCAUGCCUUUGUUGAUGUUUGAUGCCCUAGCCUCCAUUAACCAGUCAAAAAGUAUCUUGUCCAAGUCAUUAUUUUUACAUACUUUCACACGUUUUCAAUUUGUCCCUACCAGAGAAGCGUUGUUUUCGAUCUGUUCCCGGUUGGAUAAUAUGGUCGAAAGUGUAGACGCCGGGAUGUCGAAACGUUUAGCUAUAUCACUUUUUUUUCCCACCUUCAUCAAAUCCAUUUAAAAUUUCUAAUUUUAUUUUAACGUCAAUCUGUCGCCGCUUUUUAGGAUUAGAAUUCAGAAUUAAUUAUACAGUAGUAACGUGUUGAUUUCCGUAACUAGGUGUGGAAAUAAAUAAACAACAGUGAAAACUGAAAAAACGGAAAUUGUACUACACCAUAGUUAAAAAUAUUUGCGUGUGUGCAUCUUUAACCAUAGAAACGCAAAAUACACUAGUUGUUCAUCUUGCCAGAGCGAUGGUACGAGAGGUUUCCGCCACUAGCGCUAAAAGUACCCGCCAUUUUGAACAAAGUGUGGCAUGUAUAUACGACGUGUGUUAUCCAUGAUGCUUUGUUUAUUUAUUGCCUUCCGCGAUGGUGCAUAUUAUUUUAAGGUCAUAUGCACGUAUUUUUAAGCAGUGAAUGCAAAAAAAAUUAGUGGAUGUCUUGUAAGAGAUGUUUAUUUUUGCGUGUUUUUCAAAAGCGGCAGUUUGUUGUAAAGGGAAUUUCUAGUGAUGGGUCGAGUCACCCUAUUUCAGCAUCGAGUCGAGUUCGAGUUAAACAAAGAAAUUUAUCUUCGAGUCGAGCUCGAGUCGAACUCAUAGAAAUUUGUCUUUGAGUCGAACUCGAGCCGUACUCAUGGAAAUUUGUUGAGAUGAGUCAAACUUAGCGAGGUUCAAGUGGCAGAAUGAUGAGCGAAAUAAAUAUAAGUUAAAUAUUUCUCAAUAUAAUAUAUGUAAUAAAAUAUGAAAACUUUGAAUUAUUGAAGGUUUCCCUACACAUUUUGAUUUUUGUGUUUUUUUUUUAAUCUUCAUACUGACGCUUUAAGUGAAAAUGCACAUCCAAGUGACGAAUCAGACGUGAAUUUGAUGAUGACUGAGUCUUGUAUUUUUUUGCAGCACUUGCAUUUAGCUGUCUGAUGAUCAAAUUUUUCAAAAAAAUCCCAGGCCGUACAAACAUAUCUAUUCCACUAAUACUAAACCGUUUAUGAUUAAUACGACGCCGGCGAAGCAAACUCAAGUGUAAACAUAAACUUCAGCAGCCUUAAUUUUCCGUUCGGCCAUGGAAAACUGGUUGGAGAUUUCAAUUAUUGUUGAUAUCGAUUUGCCAAAGUGGCAACAUUCCCUGGCUGUAUGAUGACUUACGUAGGCCAUUGGCCCGGAGUUAAAAUGGCGGCUAUCUAAUGUUUAGUAGUAAAUAUUAUUUACUUCCAAAGCUGCCCUAAAAUUAACGUGGUCUUGUUCAUGACUGAAUCUAGAGAACAUUUUUUAAAUUCCGUUAUAGUUAAAUAAAGGUAUUUUGUUGCAGUUAUAAAUAUUAAGUGCAUAUUGAAGGAUGGGAUACACACAAUCAAAAAUAAAUAAUCUUCCGACUUCGUUUUCAAGGUUUUCAGUGUUGGAUCAGAGGUUUUCCACUAGGUAGGCCUAAAUAAUACAUUUUAUUUUAUUUUAAAGUGCAUGGUUUCGGAUAAGUACCUACCUUCACUAUUGGAAAUUGUGCAACAUUAUGGUCGAGCCAAAAACUAAACUUUGACGAGACUCGAGGACACGAUCUUAAUCAACUCAGUUUUCGAGUCGAGUUUAGUUUCGCCGGCUCGACUCGACUCGCUCGAUUUUUCGAGUCUCGACCCAUCACUAGGAAUUUCACUAUUUCGGAACAAAUAAAAUUCAGUAUUUAGAUGUUAAAACAGCAUUGAUCUUAUGGCGGUUCGGCGGGACCAAAAUUUUAUUUCGUUGCAUGGGGUUAUUUGUUAAAUAGAAUAUUUCGUUAAUGGAGGUUUUACUGUAUUUUUAAUCAUUGCAACCCUUUUUUUUUACUAGCCAUAACACAUCAAUUGUGGUUAGGAUGCUACUGUGCCGAUAGCCUCAUGUUAUGUUUAACUAUUUACCAUUUAUUUUCAAAAAUAUUUUAUUAUAUUGCCCUCAAACAACAGUUCAUCUAUGAAAUUGUAAUUAAGAAAAAACCCCCCCCCCCCCCCCCCCCAACCUUUUUCUCCAUCAACAUUAAAACAUUUCAUCUUAGUUUGGAAGUUUCACAACUGAAAAAAAAAAAAAAAAAACUUUAAUUUCUAGGAUUGCAAUCUCAUGAAGUCAUAUUGUCCAAGCAUGUAAGAGGUACCAAUUACAAAUAAGAAUUUAGAGUCAAACAAUAUUAAAUUCACUUGUAAUUUUGCUGCACAUUAUCACUUAGAGAAUCAAGUAGAAUAAGAUACACAUAAAAAAAUACUAUGUAAAUAAAAUAUAUUUAACAAUAACAACCAUAAUACAAUGUGAUUUUUGUAUCAUCAAAGACAUGAUACAUUGGUCCCUUAAUACAUGAAAAAUGAUUAUAAAAAAAAGUAAAAAAAAACGUGAUUCACAAUGCCAACCCAAUGAAAUAAACUCUAAAUAAAGAUAUGAUUUAAUUAAAAAUAACAUGUAUUAUACAGUUUACACAGCAAUAUCCUUAGGUAUGUAUUUAUAUAUUUGGUUGCCAUUACAAAUUUAAUAAAAAUUAUCUUUAAUAUCUUUACAAGCAGAGAAUGUUUUUUAGGAAUGUUUCUAAACACACUGCUACACACUACAUGUUUGUGAUCCUUCUUUGUUUAGUCCAGUGUAAUUCAAUUGUAACUCCAGUACUUUCGAUCUUAGUGCCGUAAUGGAGUGAUGUGGCUGGUGGUACUGGUUCCCAGUUACUUACUAGCCGAACCUUUACGGUUUACGGUGUGGGACCCACGCAAUAUUCCUAAUUUUCCUUGGAGCCAAUGGACGGAUGCUAUCAGCACACGUCAAAAAAAGGAUCUUUAAUCUCUGAAUACUGCAGACAGCACGCAGUCUCCCCUACCCUAUCUUUUCACAUGAUGAGGGGGGGUAAUCAUUUUAACACAGGGUCAAUAUACUUUUAAAAAUGUUUUUAAAGAUAAAUUCAUGAUUUAUAGUUGUUUAUGAGUAGUAAACUGAAGGUAUUUCCUACCACUUUGCAGCCUUUUGUUACUUUUAAUUCAACCAAAAAAAUUGUGUGUGUAUGUCUCCUCUUUCAACAAACCUUUGUUAACUUGAGGGUAACAUUGUCACACAUUAUAUAAUACAUGACAACUUGAACUGUUUAGAUGGUAGCUUUUAUUACUUAUUUUUAACAAUUAAUUUAAUCUCUGGAGAACAGACUUUUGUUUGUCAAGAAAAUUUUUAUAGCGGUGUGUAAAAUAAAAUACUGACCCAUCAAAAA